AUGAGUCAAAUGUUCUUUGAGAAUUUAAUACAAAAAUAUCCUGAUUAUACAGAACAGUGUAAGACGCUUCAAGAAGAAAAAGAAAAGAAAUUAUAUUUCCAAUUAACAGAAGAAAGUGAAAAAUUUGUUAAUGAUAGAUUUUUACAAACUAUUGGAGUUAUUAGUGAUUUUUAUGAAUUAUUUAUUCGUGAUAUACAAAAGAAAAUAAACCCAAUUAAAUUAACUCAAAUUGUUAUUGCUGUUUGUAAAGGAUUUAAAGAAUAUUCUAAAGCUAUUGAAUUAGUUAAUAGUAUUAUGGAUGAUGUUAAAAGUGAUCUUGGAGCACGGUGUUUAUGUUAUUCAAUAAUUGGAUAUUACAAAUUGUUAUUAAAUGAUAAUAAUGGAGCACGUGAUGAAAUUGAUAAAUUAACGAGACUUUUAGAACAUGAAGAAGGAUUAGAGGCUAUUGUAUAUAGUCAAUAUCAUUAUUUAUGUACAUGUUAUUAUGAAAGUAAAAAUGAUGCAAAUGAAUAUUUUAUUAGUGGAGUAAAAUAUUUAAAGUUUGUUGAUCAAAGUAUAAUGGAAUUAGAUGAUAAAAUAAAAUUGUAA
Molecule: messenger RNA, 588 nt
Organism: Entamoeba dispar SAW760
Lineage: Eukaryota; Evosea; Mastigamoebida; Endamoebidae
Exons: 1
Coding region: 1-588 (195 amino acids)
Biological process (GO): ubiquitin-dependent protein catabolic process
Cellular component (GO): nucleus; cytosol; proteasome regulatory particle, lid subcomplex
Molecular function (GO): structural molecule activity
Source: RefSeq, a predicted model, not a curated record